AUGGCUCUACUUAACAAGAGGAAGGAGGUGCUGCGUCUGUAUCGCCAGAUCCUGCUCGUCUCACGUAUGUUUCCACACUGCAACGAUCAAGGUCAGCUCUGGUCGUCGGUGCUGCAGAAGAAUGCGCGCAUGGAGAUCGAACAGAACCGCUACGAGACGGACGGCGAAACGAUCUCCAAGCGCAUUCUCUUUGGGUGGAAAUGUCUGCAAGAAGUCCAAGAAAAGAUGAUGGAAAAGCAGCAAGAACUGUCAAGUCAUGGCGUUGAUCCGGAUACAUAA
Messenger RNA from Peronospora farinosa, 279 nucleotides. NCBI's taxonomy places the organism in Eukaryota, Oomycota, Peronosporomycetes, Peronosporales, Peronosporaceae. The record is from the annotation of a GenBank genome assembly.